This is a messenger RNA of Sorghum bicolor (sorghum), 822 nucleotides long. Its product is annotated as formin-like protein 20. The transcript has 4 exons. Lineage: Eukaryota; Viridiplantae; Streptophyta; Magnoliopsida; Poales; Poaceae. The record is from RefSeq and is a predicted model, not a curated record. The coding region runs from base 1 to 822 and encodes 273 amino acids.
AUGCUCGAGGAGGUGGUAGGGAUGGGAGGCACGGCCGUGAAUAGGAAUCUCCUACAACUAAAAAGACUAAAGAGGGGACAUCAUUUUGGUGCGACAUUCUCCUCUCCGACUUUCGUCCUGCCUCCUGCGAAACAUCGUCCCGCGCGGUCCGCCUCCUCCUCCGCGCGGAUCCGGUCUCGCCCGCCCCUCCACGCGGACCUCGCCUCCUCCCCGCGCGGCGCGGCGACGCCUACUCCCCGCGCGGCCCGCCUCCUCGCGCGGACCUCGCCGACCUCGCCCGCUCCUCGCGCGGACCUCGCCGACAUCGACCGCCUCCUCCAUCGGCGCGGCGACGCAUCCUCCUCCAUCGCCCGCCUCCUCCCCGUGCGGCGCGGCGACGCCUCCUCCCCGCGCGGCCCGCCUCCUCCUCCCUCCACGCGGACCUCGCCUCCUCCUCCAUCGCCCGCCUCCUCCCCGCGCGGCCCAACUCCUCCUCCCUCCACGUGGACCGCCUCCCCGCGCGGCCCUCGCCGACCUCCACGCGGAUCCGGUCGCGCGGACGACCUCGCCCGCCUCCUCCCCGCGCGGCGCGCCGACGCCUCCUCCCCGGCCCGCCUCCUCCUCCCUCCACGCGGAUCCGGUCGCGCGGACGACCUCGCCCGCCUCCUCCCUCGGCGCGGAUCAGGUCCCGCCGACCUCGCCCGCCUCCUCCGAAGUCGUCGUUCAAGCGCCGCGGCUCUGACACCGGUGUACAACACCUUGAGUGAAGAUGUGAUUCUGGUUUCAUGUCAAUGUAAUCAGUUGGCCCUGCAGUUUGUUGAUACCGAAGAGUUCCAGAGGUGA